AUGGUCCAACAUGUUCCUUUUCUCUGGCGUGUUCGUGUUGGGAACAACAUUCGAGUCCUCUGGGACUUUAUUUUCCUACCAGGUCAAGGUCCGCAAGCACGUGGUAUCACAACUGAGGACUUCUCGAAGCCGGAGCUGUACGCAAAUAUGAAACAUUUUGAUCUGAACUCGGCCCUCACGUAUCCGGCGCCUCCUCCUGCGGAUGACGCAUCAGCAACUGGCAAAGCCAAGACUACUUAG
Messenger RNA from Dibothriocephalus latus, 240 nucleotides. NCBI's taxonomy places the organism in Eukaryota, Metazoa, Platyhelminthes, Cestoda, Diphyllobothriidea, Diphyllobothriidae. The record is from the annotation of a GenBank genome assembly.